Synchiropus splendidus (mandarinfish) is the source of this 1723-nucleotide messenger RNA. RefSeq names its product 2-oxoglutarate and iron-dependent oxygenase domain containing 1 (gene ogfod1). The transcript has 13 exons. Lineage: Eukaryota; Metazoa; Chordata; Actinopteri; Syngnathiformes; Callionymidae. Gene Ontology annotation, molecular function: peptidyl-proline dioxygenase activity; iron ion binding; L-ascorbic acid binding. Gene Ontology annotation, biological process: regulation of translational termination; peptidyl-proline hydroxylation. The record is from RefSeq and is a predicted model, not a curated record. Gene Ontology annotation, cellular component: cytoplasm. The coding region runs from base 53 to 1579 and encodes 508 amino acids.
AGAAGAAACUCCACAAGUCUUCCACGUUAGAGAACGUUUGUUUUCAUUCAGUAUGUUUUCCAAGAAGAGAGAAGGCGCGAGGGACGGCUCUAUUAAAGGGAAAAGGAAAAAGAAACGGGAUGAGUGUGAGGCGCCUGCGCAACUGACUUCCGUGUUAGAAGACGAAGAGGUGAAGAGGACGGUGAGAGAAGCGUGGAGGAAUAAAAGUCACUACAAACAUGGUGACCUGGAACUGGACUGUCAUCCUUUCCCUCACUGCAUCAUUCAAAACUUCUUGGGCAGCGAGUCCUUCACAGAAAACCUGCAGAAAGAGCUGCUUCAGCUCAAUUUCCACGAGAAAUCCAACGACCUGUACAAAUUCAAACAGUCUGAUGACUUAAGGAAGCGAACGGAACCUCACAUCGCAGGCCUGAGGUCAGCAGUGUUUGGGAUUUUCCGCCUGUGGCUCGGAGAUGUAUUGGGAGCGGAGCUGGGGGCCACAGUGGAUAUUUCGUGCGCCAAAUAUGAAUACACUGAUGUCCUGCUUUGUCAUGAUGAUGAGUUGGAAGGAAGGCGGGUGGCCUUCAUUCUCUACCUCGUGCCUCCAUGGGAGAGCAGUGAUGGGGGCUGCCUUCAUCUUUACUCCACCGAUAGUAACGUCCAACCUCUGGCGAUGGUGAAAUCUCUUAUUCCAUCUUGGAAUACUCUUGUUCUGUUUGAAGUCUCUCCCGUCUCCUUCCACCAGGUGUCAGAGGUGUUGUCGCGGGACAAGUGCCGCCUCUCUCUUAGCGGCUGGUUCCAUGGACCCUCACUGGAACGACCUCCUCGUUAUGUGGAGCCCCAGAUCCCGCGGAGCCCACACAUACCCAGAGAUGAGACGGUGCUGCUGGAGUGGAUCAACCCUGCCUACCUGGAUGUUUCCUACCAGGAGCAGAUCCAAGAAGAGUUUGAGGAAAGCUCUGAAAUUCAGCUUAAAGGUUUUCUGAAAGAGGAUAAAUUCAAAGAGGUGAAUGACGCGCUCCGACUGUCUGGGAUUGACUGGAGGAGAAGAGGUCCUGCGAACAAGAGGUGCUACGAUGCAGCUUCUCUGGAGACUCUGCCUCCGGUAGUGAAGGAGCUUUGGGAGCUGCUGUGCGCCGAGUCGUUCUUCCUGCUUCUGUCUAACUUCACUGGCCUGCGACUUCACUUCUUGUGUCCCAAUGACGACGAUGAGGAGAAGGAUCAGGACGAAACUAGUGGAAGCUCCCUGAGUGAACCAGCAGAGCCCAGCAUACCAAAGUGUCAUGGCGAGCUGCGUCGGUGGUCACACGGGUGCUACACUUUACUGCAUGAUGGAGAAGCUGCUCAAGCAGAGUUCGCUCUGGACCUACUUCUUCCCUUCUGCUGUGCAGACUGGCCACCUGAGUUUGGGGGCUACACCUGCUAUGUUGCCAAUGGAGAGGAUGAAGAGCUAUUGACUGUGUACCCAGAGGAAAACUCCCUUGCUCUCGUCUACAGGGACAAGGAAACCCUGAGAUUUGUCAAACACGUCAACCACAAAGUCGCUCAUGACUCUGCUGACACAAACUUCUGUGACUUCUCCUUUGUUUAUUAUGAAUAAAAGACCUUUUAAAGGAAACUUUGUUUCUGUCUUAUUACUUCAUCCAGGCCUCCUGCAGAGGCAAAGAUCAUUCUUGUUACUCCGUUGCAGCCAAGAUUCUCUUUUAUAACAAGGUUUGAGGUGUUGAGAACUGAAAAGUUAAAA